This is a messenger RNA of Balearica regulorum gibbericeps (East African grey crowned-crane), 511 nucleotides long. RefSeq names its product cytokine like 1 (gene CYTL1). Gene Ontology annotation, biological process: positive regulation of transcription by RNA polymerase II. The record is from RefSeq and is a predicted model, not a curated record. Lineage: Eukaryota; Metazoa; Chordata; Aves; Gruiformes; Gruidae.
CAGUAGCUGCCUAAUCACUAACAGUGAUUUUUUUCCUCCCUUCCUCCUCCUUUGGACAAGCUCCCCACAAUGAAGAUGCUGCUGAGCCUGUUUGCUCUGCUCUCUGCUGCCCUGUUAGUCCACACAGCCCCUCCAACUUGCUACUCAAGGGUGUUGUCUCUGAGCAAAGAAAUCACGGAGUCCUUUAAGGAGUUACAGACUUCCAAAGCUGUGGACUCGUGUGUGGAGAUGCUGCCCAGGCUGUACUUGGACAUACAUAAUUACUGUGUGUUGGCAAAACUCCGUGAUUUUGUGGCCUACCCCAGAUGUGAGAGAGUGCUUGAAGUGAGUGAGCUGAAGGAAAAAGCCCGGAGCCUGUACACCAUCAUGAUCUCCUACUGCAGAAGGGACUUGGUGUUCCUCACUGAUGACUGUAGCGCUCUGGAAAAUCCUAUUCUGCCUCCCAUUGAGCCCUCCAUCACUGAGAGCUAAAAUGAAGUCAACCCAAAAGUUGUACCUGGGAAGUGUUCAA